UUAUUAUUAAUUUCAGUUCUUUUCCAGAAUUUAUUGUUAAAUAAUUAUUAAAGUAAUUACAAAUUACUACGACGCAGUCCUUAGCAGUAGAGAAAUAAUCGCGAAGACAUCAUGAAUAACAGGACCUGGAUAGAAUGGCUUGGUUUGCCAUCGGGUGUCUCAUAUGAAGAGGUCGAAGAAAAACUUGGUGAGCCAUAUCCAAGUUUGGCAGAAUUUUGGAAAUGGGCUCUAAUUUUUGGCGCUACACUGUACAUUUUUAGAGAUUACAUCCUCAUCCCUUUCAUUCUAAAGCCCCUGGGCUUGAGAGCUGGCGUCAGGUCUCGGCCGUACGCUGCCCCACCGCCCAACAAAACUCUUGAAGAUUUGUAUGCUGUAAACCGAGCGCGACCGCCGCGCCAAAUGCUGACAGCGGCCGCGUCGCGCAACAACUGGUCGGAGCGAGCAGUCGAAAGAUGGCUUCGGCAGAGAGCUUUAUCUUCGCAAAUGACAACGCUGGAAAAGUUCUGUGACAUGGGUUGGCAAGUUUUCUUCUAUAGCUGCCAAUUCAUCGCUGGCUUGUUCAUAGUUUUACCACAAGACUAUGUUUGGGAUUCCUCUUUGCUCUUUGAAGACGUUCCGUAUCAACGAGUUCCAGUCAUAAUUUGGUGGUACUGCGCAUUUAACUGCGGAUUUUACAUCACCCAAACGUACACUCUGCUCACCCAAGAUCGACGUCACGAUUUUUUUAUAAUGGUAAUCCAUCACUUGGCAGUUUUCCUUAUAUAUUUCGUUAACGUGUCCAUGAACGGGAUGAACUUGCAAUCUUUAAGUGCUUUCAUCCACGAGACUGCCGACAUACCUCUAGCUUUGGGAAAAAUGCUUGAUUACUCGGGCAGAAAAGAAUUUAAUACGUUCUGCAUGGUGAUCUUUGCUGUGGUCUGGAUAAUAACUAGACUUGUGCUUUACCCAGUGAUGAUUAUUAAACCAAUUUUUGCAAAAUAUUUCACUUUAGGGUUCCGUAUUUGGCCGGGACUUUACUUGGGAUCGGCUUUAUCUCUUAUUUUGCUUUUCCUUCACUGCAUGUGGACCGUGGAGCUCGUCAAAGCAAUAAAAAUUAAAUUAUCUACAGAUAAAGUCGUUGCAGACGGUAGGUCAUCUGGAGAGGAACUCUCUGAAGAAGAAAAAGUUACUGAAAACUCAAAUUUUGACAUUAAAGUCCGAAAUAAGGUUCGUGGCUGGCUGGAUGAGGAUAAUGGGAGACAACGCAAAGUCAUUCCUUCCGUCUUCUGAGCGUACAAAUUUCCUAUUUAUAAGUAAAACUUUAAUAAUUAUGGCAUCUAAGUAAUUGUCAAAUGAAUUCAAUUUUUUCCCAGGUGUAUCAAAACAUGAAGAGAAAUUUGUUAUAAUCUAAACGUUCUUGUGUGCACAUUACCUGGCAUCGUUUGUGUAUAGUAUACAUUCUACUCCGUCAGGUGCCUUAUAUUUCAUGUAUUUAUUUUGGCCACUACCGAAGUCUCGAGCUGUCUACAUGUCAGGAGCUUUUGUUUCGGCCUCGUUUGGUGAAAUUGUUUUCGACUCGAGAUGCUUGAACCUUUACCACGGAUAUUUUUGAAAGAGCAACUUUAUGUACGCUCAAGUUUUAUUGGCCCCAAAUAUCUCAGUAGUUCAUUUCCUUACUUUAGUGCCGCUUCGGAGUCUAUGGCUAAAGUUGAAAGAAUUGUUCUCUAUAUACCUCCUAAAUGUAAACUUCAUGUAUUUCAGGUGAAUACUUUUAAAUCAGUUUUUUUCAUGUAUGAAGAUACACUCUUAUGUGAUAGUCCCUAGUUUGUCAAUAUAGUUGUGCGCUGUGCGCAUCUGCGUAUGUUGGUAUGACAUCUCGCAAUUUUUGUACUAGACUGGCGGAGCACAAAUUAAGGAAGGGAGUUUUAGAACAGGAAACCUGCUUGUGCAUUCCCUUCAUUCAGCAGUAC
Hyalella azteca is the source of this 1949-nucleotide messenger RNA. Its product is annotated as ceramide synthase 5-like. The transcript has a single exon. The coding region runs from base 112 to 1269 and encodes 385 amino acids. Gene Ontology annotation, biological process: ceramide biosynthetic process. Gene Ontology annotation, molecular function: sphingosine N-acyltransferase activity. Gene Ontology annotation, cellular component: membrane. The record is from RefSeq and is a predicted model, not a curated record. NCBI's taxonomy places the organism in Eukaryota, Metazoa, Arthropoda, Malacostraca, Amphipoda, Hyalellidae.